AUGAGCCUGCGGCUUUGUAGACAGCGACGUGUGGCUUCAAGUGUGGAGAUUUCGAUCUUGCGCCCUUCAGGGACAUCGUGGCGUUCACCACCAUCUGACUUCUUCACCACUGGGCGGGACAUACCCUUCCCUCACCAAAGUUGGCCCUCGGUUCAAAUGGCAAGUGUGAAACUGGUGUCAUUGAAGUUGUGCGUCUCGCCGACAUCGAGACCGCCAGCAAUGCACUCUUCGGUGUCAUCUCCUCCAGAGUGA
Molecule: messenger RNA, 252 nt
Organism: Laccaria bicolor S238N-H82
Lineage: Eukaryota; Fungi; Basidiomycota; Agaricomycetes; Agaricales; Hydnangiaceae
Exons: 3
Coding region: 1-252 (83 amino acids)
Source: RefSeq, a predicted model, not a curated record